Molecule: messenger RNA, 1096 nt
Organism: Camellia sinensis
Lineage: Eukaryota; Viridiplantae; Streptophyta; Magnoliopsida; Ericales; Theaceae
Source: RefSeq, a predicted model, not a curated record
UUUUUAGAGAGAGAGAGAGAGAGAGAGAAACAGAGAGCUUUUUAGAGAGAGAGAGUAGAAGAAGAAGAAGAAGAUGUCGAAGGAAGUGAGCGAAGAAGGACAUGCCAACCAUGGCAAAGACUACGUCGACCCACCACCAGCACCACUCAUUGACAUGGCGGAGCUCCAGCUCUAGUCCUUCUACAGAGCCAUCAUCGCCGAGUUCAUCGCCACCCUCCUCUUCCUCUACAUCACCAUCGCCACCGUCAUCGGCCACAAAAAACAAACCGGCCCCUGCGACGGCGUCGGCAUCCUCGGCAUCGCCUGGUCCUUCGGCGGCAUGAUCUUCGUCCUCGUCUACUGCACUGCCGGCAUCUCCGGUGGUCACAUAAACCCGGCGGUGACAUUUGGGUUGUUCUUGGCAAGGAAGGUGUCGCUGAUCAGAGCAUUGGCUUACAUGAUAGCGCAGUGUUUGGGUGCAAUCUGUGGAGUUGGGUUAGUUAAGGCCUUCAUGAAAUCUUCCUACAACUCGCUCGGUGGUGGUGCGAACUCAGUUGCUCAUGGGUACAACAAAGGCACUGCUCUUGGUGCUGAGAUCAUCAGUACUUUCGUCCUCGUUUACACUGUUUUCGCAGCCACUGAUCCCAAGAGAAGUGCUCGUGACUCUAAUGUCCCUGUUUUGGCUCCUUUGCCUAUCGGGUUUGCGGUGUUUAUGGUUCAUUUGGCGACCAUUCCAAUUACGGGUACUGGUAUCAACCCCGCUAGGAGCUUUGGAGCUGCUGUGAUUUACAACAACAAACAUAUUUGGGAUGAACAUUGGAUCUUCUGGGUUGGUCCAUUUGUGGGAGGUAUAAUAGAGGGCAUAGGCAAUUCGGUGGGUGGUGUGUGUGUUGCCCUUGUCCCUCUGCUGCUGCAGUGUGUUUUUUUUUUUUUCAUCAGAGAAGGAGAGAAGUCAAUAAUGGAGGAACCAAUCACCUUCCCAGACAUGUACAAAAGGAAGAUGAGCAAAGACCUUGAACUUGCUAGGCUCAAGAAGCUUGCCAAAGAGCAGCAGCACUUGGAGAAAACCAAAUUGAGAAAACCAAAUCGGUGGCUGUCGUGUGGGCCGACGGAGUGA